Molecule: messenger RNA, 1714 nt
Organism: Zingiber officinale
Lineage: Eukaryota; Viridiplantae; Streptophyta; Magnoliopsida; Zingiberales; Zingiberaceae
Product: BTB/POZ domain-containing protein At5g41330-like
Exons: 1
Coding region: 81-1529 (482 amino acids)
Biological process (GO): protein homooligomerization
Molecular function (GO): protein binding
Source: RefSeq, a predicted model, not a curated record
CUGUCAUCAAAUCCCCCCUCUCUCUCCUCCCUCGUCUUCACGCCCUAAAGCAAAGCAAAGCAAAGCAAAGCAACGCAGGGAUGCCGCCGUUCGCCAGCGCAGCCUCGAUCUUCUCCUCCGUGAACAACACCGCUGCCGAUCCCAGCAGCAACGUCGUCACUCUCAACGUCGGUGGCCAGAUCUUCCAGACCACCGCGCAGACCCUCUCCGUCGCCGGCUCUGGUUCCCUCCUCUCCUCUUUCGCCUCCUCCGCCUACGGCAGUGCUGCUUCUUCCAUCCCUUUCAUUGACCGCGACCCGGAGCUCUUUGCCUGCCUCCUCUCCCUCCUCCGCACGGGCCGCCUUCCUUCCCGCGCUGCUUCUGCUUUCGAUCCCGACGACCUCCUCGCCGAGGCCCGCUUCUACUCCCUCCAUCCGGUUCUUCUCUCAGCCCUUUCCCAUCCAUCCCUCUUUGACGCUUUCGCUCUCCGGCCCUCCCUCCUCCUCCCCCUUCCCGGCCGCGAUUCCCCUUCUGCCCUCGCCCCAGCCCCCGCCCCCGCCGCCGAUUCCGAUGUCUCCCUUUUUGUCGCCCACGGUGGCAAGGUAUCGUCUUUCGACCCUUCCCUCCGCCGCCGCGCGACUGCCCUCACCCCGCUCCCAGUCGUCGACUCCCUCCUGGCCCUCGGCCCCCUCGCCGCCGCCGGGGCCACAGACUUCCCAGGCCUCCACCUCCUUGACCUCCGACGAACCGGAAGUCCCGUCAGCCACGUCCUCCAGUGGUCUCCUCAUCAAUUCGCCCCUGCGUCUGCCGUCCAGGCCAUCGGUUCCUCUUCCGACCAUCUAUUCUGCAGCUACGAGUCAUGCCGGAGGAACGCCAACGCCAUCCUCGCCUACGACCUCGCCACACUCCAGCCGGUCACCGAGAUCGCCCGUCGCGAGAUCUACGGGGCCGAGCUGGACUCCGCAAUUCCUGCCACGAAGCUGCAGUGGGUUCCCGGAUUGAACUUGCUCAUGGCCGCUGGAUCCCACAGCGGCCCUUCGGGCCUCUCCGGUGACAUCCGGCUCUGGGACUUGAGGUCGGCGGAAGCAGUCUGGCAUGGUAAAGAGAAAGCUGACUGCUUUGCAGACAUCACAGUCUCUGAUAGCCUUUCGGCAAUGUUCAAAGUGGGGAUCAACUCAGGCGAAGUUCUGAUGGCGGAUAUCCGGAAUCUGAGCUCCGAGAAUCCCUGGACUUGCAUUGGAUCCGGCUCUAAUUUGGGAACUGGGAAGAAGGAAGGAAGUGGAUGCCGGAUCGAGAGCUACGGAAGGCAUGUGUUCUGCAGCAGAGGCGCCGAUGUGGAGAUGUGGACGGAAGUGUUGAUGGGAUCUUUGACGACAAAGAUUGAAGAUGGACUGGAGGGUGAGAGAGUGAUCAAGAGGAACAUGAUGGGCGGCUCAAAGGUAGCUGAAGGGAAGAAGAUAAACCUUCUGGGAUUCGGAGGCAACAGAAUGGUGGUGGCAAGGAAGGCUGAGCAGUGUGUGGAAGUCUGGGAAACCUCAGCCAGGGUUUGACUAGCUAGCUACCUUCUUAGGUAAUUUCUAAUUCUUUCCAAUGUGUUAAUUCUUGUUCAUAGCAUAGCUUGUAACCUUUACUCAGGUAGUAGAUUGAUUUUGAUGAAUUAUGAGUAAUUUAAUGGAAUGUACUUUUACAGUGUCGACUUAAUAGAUAAUAUGUAUGCUAUAAGCAUUUGCCAUCA